CUCUUCGACGGUCAGUCGCUCCGGUAAGCAACCUUCGAGCCGCGAUGUCCUUCAAGCUGAUCAUCUCCGUCGCUUUGCUCGCCGUCCUGGCGCAAGCCACGUUCGGCCACAAGGCGUACUCCUUCCAACACCACCAUGGACCCGUUGUGGGACACCAUCAGCCUGUCCAGUGGGUGGACAAGCACGGUCAUCACCACCUGGACUACGUCGCUCAUCCCAAGUACUCGUUCGCCUACGGAGUCGAGGAUCAUCACACGGGCGAUUUUCACGGACAAAAGGAACACCGCGACGGAAAGAAUGUCGCCGGUGAAUAUUCGCUCAAAGAACCAGGCGGCAAUGUGCGCACGGUGAAGUACCACGCCGAUAAGGACGGCUUCCAUGCCGUGGUCCACAACAGCGGUGGAAAUGACCACUCUAGCGCCUACGCUCACGGUCAUUAGAGUCCUGCGAUGUCGUUAGCCGUUUACGAAGUUGUUCGCUAUUGCUGUACUGCACGAUGUUAAUUAAUAAACUGAAUGUUUCAUAAA
Molecule: messenger RNA, 527 nt
Organism: Neodiprion fabricii
Lineage: Eukaryota; Metazoa; Arthropoda; Insecta; Hymenoptera; Diprionidae
Product: cuticle protein 19-like
Exons: 1
Coding region: 45-440 (131 amino acids)
Cellular component (GO): extracellular matrix
Source: RefSeq, a predicted model, not a curated record